Molecule: messenger RNA, 4576 nt
Organism: Trypanosoma cruzi
Lineage: Eukaryota; Euglenozoa; Kinetoplastea; Trypanosomatida; Trypanosomatidae
Product: dispersed gene family protein 1 (DGF-1), putative
Exons: 1
Source: RefSeq, a predicted model, not a curated record
AUGGUUGACGGGUCGAGUGCAACACACCACGGCAGCCCUGUUGAUAUCUGUUUGGGUCUGUGGAUGUGGUCUGCGGUGGGCGCGUGUCCGCGCGGCCGGCACCGUGUGCGGCACAGGGCCAUUGCGGCUGUGCGUGCGGCGCUGCUUGUUUUGUUGUCGCUGGUUGCGGCGGCGGCGUGGGUGCCCGCGGUGCAUGCGGUGGUGUUGCGACUGCGGGGCGGCACGGUGGACAGAGCCAUCACGGUUGGCCGCGCCGUGGACACGGUGCUGAUGGACGGCGUGUCCAUCACGAACGGCGUGGCCGUGGUGUUCGACGUGGCGGCGAUGCUUCCCGGCGCUCUGCGCAUCGAACUGAGGAACUGCGUGUGCGACGGCGGUGCGCAGAUCUACGUGCGGGGCUACAGCGGCGAGCCGGCGAGUGACCGGAGCCUGGAGGUGAGUGUGAGCGGGCUGUCCGGUGACUACUGCUCGCUUGUGUUUGUGCACAACCUGCCGGCACACACGAACGUGACGGUCCGUGACUCGACGAUUGUGACGGCGGGACCGAUGCGCUACUCGCAGCUGAGCGGGCUGACGGACGCUGUGGCGUCGCCGCUUGUGCUGCACGCGACGUCACUGUUGCAGUCGCAGCUGCGUGUGAGCAACACUGUGCUGAGGUCGUUGCAGGCGGGCGGGUCGGCGGUGUACGUUGGCGGCGGCGUGGACCUGCUGUCGAGCGCUGUGGUGCUUGACGGCGUGUCGCUGGAGGCGUCGGGCGGUCUGACCGCGUCCGCGAUGCGUGUGGCGUCCUCGUCGCGUCUCAGUCUGCGGAGCCACUCGGUGUUCUCCGUGACGAACGUCUCGGUUGUGAGCAGCGGCGGCGGCCUUGUGCUUGGCGAGCGCCUCGAGGUGGUUGAUUCGGUGCUGCGCUUCGUGGGCGUCGAGGGGUCUGUCGCGUCGUCGCUGGUGCGCUGCGACGGUGGAACGAUCGGUGGCGGCGGGUGGCUGGACCUGCACGACGUGUGGGCGGUGGGCGAGACGUCGUCCGUGGCAUCGCUGUCGGGGGUGACGCUGAGCGGCGGCACCGUGUCGAUUGCGCGUUGCGCUGCCACUGGCGCGACGCUUGUCGCCGGACCGGCGAUCACGAGCGGCGUCGUGGCCGUGCAGUGCAACCGUGCCGGCGGCCGGGUGCUGCGGAGCAGCGGCGACUACCGCAUGGCCGGCCUGCCCUCCGUGAGCGUGGUGCCGUGCGGCGGCUGUGCGGCAGUGCUGGCGUGCUUUGAUGCGCUGACGGCGUCGUUCUCUGACUGCGUGUGCAGCUGCCUUGCUGGCGGCUUGGGCGAGACGUGCCUGCCGUUCGACGUGCCGCCUGCGAGGGCCGGCGGCGGUGGUGGCGGUGCGCCGGGCUGCGUGAGUGGCGUGACGCUGACGGAGUCGGUGACGGUUGGCGGCGGGCGUGCGACGGCGUGCUUCGACUCGGUGGUGUUCAGCGGGCCGAUCACUGUGGCGGUGGACCUGCGCUCGAUGGACGCGUUUGCUGACGCGCUGAACGUGACGCUGCACCACUGCGUGCUUGCGGGCGGUGUGCGGCUGCGGAUUGGCGGCCUCAGCGAGAGCACGGCGCGCCUGGUGCCGUACGCCCUCGUCAACGUGACGAAUGUGACGUCGCUGGAGGGCACGAUCGUGCUGCAUGGCGCGAUGCCGCCGAACUCGAGUGUGCUGCUGGCGAACUCAACGCUGCGCGCGACGGUUGGCGGGUCGCAGUACGUGACGACGACCCGUGGCCACGAGGAAUUUCGGUACGGCCCCGCGCUUGUCCUGGACGGCGUCCGGCUGCUGUCGACGCGGUUUGUCGUGACGCGGUCGACGAUGGUGUGUGGCGGAGGCUCGUGCGCUGCGAUCCUCGUGGAGCGCGGCUUUUGCGCGAACCUGUCCAGCACCUUCUACAUGGACAGCUGCGUUGUCAAUGCGCAGAUGCACGUGAUUUACGCCCUUGCGUCGGACCUGCGUGUCAGCGGCGGCUCCGUGUUCUCCAUACAGAACAGCUCGUGGAGUGCGCCGAGCACCGAAUAUUACAGGGGCGCGUGUGUGUUUGAGGGCGUUGUGGUGGAUGGCGGCAGCGUGCUGCAGAUUGUGUCCAGCACUUUCCGUCUCGGCUUUGCCAUGCUCAUUGCAACCACGCUGACCGUGGCUGACGGCAGCUGGCUGGUGCACCGCGACAACGAGUUCCGCACCGCCUACGUUGUGUACGUGGCCAGCUACUACGGCAUGGCGUUCCGCGAUCGGAGUGUGUGGUCGAUACUUGACAACAACUUCAACUACGGCUCGUACUCGUCAACCAUCGCAUACAUGACAAGCAACUGGUCACCAACAUCCGACGCGCGCCCGACCAUCUACGGCGUCUGCAACGAGGCAAGGGGCUCUCCUCUGACGAAUUACGGAGAUGACCUCAAUAUUGUGGCGCCCGUGAGGGUGUUGGACUGUGGUGCGUGCACCAUGGACGCCGUGUGCUUUGCAGCGAGGACGAGCAGCAUCAGCGGCUGCCGGUGCGUGUGCGCUGCUGGUGGCUACGGCGACACGUGUCUGCCGGCUGCUGUUCCGGACGGUCUUGGGCCGCUCCCGCUCCCCGAAGCGGACGACACGGAGAUCCGCUGCGUGCACGGUGGCAUCAUCAGCUCCGUGGACUAUCCUGAUCCCGGUGUGCGUGGUCUGUGCUUCGUCAACGUGACCUUCACCGCCGCGAUUGUGCUGGACCUGUCGUAUUUCGACGCGCCACAACAGACACUCAACAUCACGCUGCUGCAGUGCGUUUUCAUGGGCCUGUCGAUCAAGGGGAAUGGUGCGCAUGUGCACGUGAGCGUUGUCUCCUCGAUGCUGGACGCCGGAGCGUUGGAGUUUGAGGGCCAUUUUGGCGUGAGCUCCCUGAUACUGGUGGUUGGCAGUGCAACUGUGACGACGUCAUAUUACGCCAUUUUAUUUUUGGAGUUUACUCUCGGUGCGAACUCGACGCUGCUGCUACUCGACAACCGCAUCGAGGGGAAUAGGUACGCAGUUUAUUUCCCCGUUGCUGUUGUUGUUGAUGGUGGCGGAAUCAUUGUGAAGGGAAAUGUGCUGAUGACAACGGAUAAUAGACGCCGUAUGGGAUCAGCCGUUUGUUUACACGCUGUUGAUGUGAGGAACGGCGGCUACUUUGACAUUGAGAACAACACGAUGAGAGCGGCCAUUGGCAUCGAACUGUUUUUGCAUGCCACCGUGAGCUCCGCGGGGCUGCUGCGAGUGGCGGACUGCACCUUCGUUGGCAGGAAGGAGAGUUUUGAUUCCACGCUAGUGUUUUUGGACGGUUCUGUGACACUCGAGGGUGGAGCGCAGUGGCGUGUGGAGGGCAACAAAGUGAGCGCAGCCUCAUUGUUGAGUAUGCCACUUUCCAAGCACAAAAUGAGGCUGUCGGGCAGCAGCACCACCGUGGUGCUAUCAAACAACCGUCAGGUAGACGAUAGUUAUUCCUUUGCUGAUCUGGCUCUGCCGAGCAUGGUCAAGAAGCCACCCGCGCGGUUGGUCGUUGGGUGCAACCUGCAGGGGGAUGAGGAGGUGUCGUACGACGAUGUGUUUCUUGGGGACGUGGAGGUGUUCAGGUGCGGCACGUGCGACGACGACGCGGCGUGCUACAUGCCCGGGACGGAGUUGGUGGACCGCGGCUCGUGCUCGUGCAGCUGCAAGAACGGAUGGCAUGGCGCGUCGUGUCUUCCCCUCGAGGUGCCCGACACGGUUGUGCCGCCCGUGGCGGAGAGAGCCGUCGACGGCGACACGAGCUGCGUGGUGGACCAGACGCUGACGAACCUCACGCUGAACAUGUGGAAGACGCACCACUGCUACGCGGGUGUGACAUUCAGCGGCGUGGGUGCUACGCUGACUUUUUUCUUUGACAGUAUGCCGCUGCAUCUCCCCAUCAACAUCACGUUCACCGGGUGCACAUUCCGUGACGGAGCCGCGCUGCAGUUUGUUGGGGGUGCUGGGGCGGCCGAGUCAUCCGGCGUCCUGAUCCGCGUGAGCCAGACGGUGAUGCGGUCCUCUGUUGUUGCGUUUAUACGUGCCCUCCCGCAGCACUGCGACGUUGCCGUCACGGAGGUUGACGCGGUGCAGUCUUCUGAGGUCCAUCUGCCGGACACCGGGAGGAACAAGCUUAGCGUACUGUUACUGAAGAAUGUUGUGCUGAGUGCGUCUUCGCUGCUGGUCAGCAAUGUCAAUGCGCUUGCAACGAAGCAAGAUGCGUAUGGUUUGUACUCGACCGGGACGCUGACGCUGGUGGGUGGCAGCUCUCUUUACACGCGGUACUGCAGCUUCGAUGGAUACGCACACAUGCUUUACAUGAAUAUCCUCAGUGUCAGUGAUCACUCUGUUUUUGCGCUGCUCAACAGCACAAUGUCCUCCGGGGAAAGUCUUCUGUAUAUGCGCCACGGAUUGAGCGUGUCGGAUCACAGCGUGUUGCGCGUGGUGGGGAACAGCGCUCCCGUGCCCUGCGCUAUCUAUGCAUGCCAGAAGUGGUCUCUUGAGCUGUUAAGCUGGCUGGGAUGGCGCGACAACGACGUGGGAGUGGGUG